Blastomyces gilchristii SLH14081 is the source of this 3530-nucleotide messenger RNA. Its product is annotated as SWIRM domain-containing protein. Gene Ontology annotation, biological process: chromatin remodeling; regulation of transcription by RNA polymerase II. Bases 1261 to 2370 code for a protein of 369 amino acids. Gene Ontology annotation, cellular component: SAGA-type complex; nucleus. NCBI's taxonomy places the organism in Eukaryota, Fungi, Ascomycota, Eurotiomycetes, Onygenales, Ajellomycetaceae. Gene Ontology annotation, molecular function: protein binding; transcription coactivator activity; chromatin binding. The transcript is spliced from 2 exons. The record is from RefSeq and is a predicted model, not a curated record.
UCACUAACUCUCUCAUCCUUCAACUCUCUCAUCUCUCUCUCUCUCUCUCUCUCUCUCUAUCUCUCAAUCAUAGCGCUGAUCAAACUAUAUACUUCGUCCCUUCUGUCUCGCUUCUUUAACCAUUGAAGUCAUCCAUCCAUCUUUCAUCAUCUAUCAUCUACUCAUCUAUCAUCUACCAUCUAUCUCCUAUCAUACAUCACGCCCCUCUCAGCCUUGUCAGCUGCUGAUCGCCUAUCAACAAGUACAGCCAAUAUCAUUGCUAUUAAUAUUAGCUAAAUCGCUGUCUUGCUACGCCUGUUUACCCCUCUUGUCGUCUUGUUAGUCUAAUAACGAGUAAUAAGACGCGGCGCCAGGCUAGGCAAAACCCCAUAGCCUCGUCGAUCCUCCAAGAACCCAUUUUUUUUUAAACGAAGCGACCAGACCAGACCCUUGACACGGUGAACUAACUUACUCCCUGCCUGCCUAAGUUACCCGCUUAGUUCAGACACAUUUAGCAGCUUAACUCCGACUUUGGGAGUCAUCGGCGGUUAUUAACCAUUCUUACUUAUAUAUUAUUAUUAUUAUCAUUAUUACAUUAUUUAAAGCGUGGAAAGUUUACGGAAACAUCCAAAGUAUACCUAGUAACUUGUCUCCGGUCAACCAGUCACCAGUCACCAGUCACAGGUCAUUCAUCCACCUGCCCGCCUGACAAAUCAAGCCGCCUCCCAGCAAACAGUACAUACAUACAUAGCAACCUCCAAUUCGCAGCGCUGGUUGGCUCUGGUUGGCUCUGGUUGGCUCUGGUUGGCUCUGGUUGGCUCUGUUGGCUCUGUUGGUUCCCUUUUGGUCCCUUUGGCUUUGGUCCCUCACUGGUCAACAACAACUCACUGGUCAAGGUCAGGCCGCAAAACUCAGCCUUUUUCCGUCUGUCGCCUUCGCCCUUCACACGUAUUUCUUCUGCCUGGGAACGUCACUCACUCCUCCUCAUCCAUCACAUCCAUCACCUGUACCUUUCUUCCUUCUUCUCUUCAUCCAUCAUCGUUCUUCUUCUUCUUCUUCUUCUUUCUUGUGUCUUCUUCUUCUUCUUCUUCAUCUUCAUCUUCUUCCUUUUAAUAUCACAAAUCAAACCACCCUUACGACACACGCCCUUCCUUUCUAUCUCCCUCACAUUUCAAUUCGGCCUAUUUCAUCAUCGCAAUUCGCCUAUCGCCAUCCGCAACUCAAUUCACACUCACCCACGCACACACAUACACACACAACCAUCUUGACACUUACAUUGCCAUGAAUCGUCUACCGCCCGUAUCUAGCCUAAUGUCGCCGCCAGAGGCAAAGCCUCUCGACAGUUUCACUCGAUCUCUUUCGCCAUGCACCUCUAAACAGUCUUCGUUUGACGAGAAUAACACCCUUCCUCCCAUCUCUUCCCAUCGAAAACGCACCCAAUCCGAGAUGGAUCUACCCUCGCCACCCGUCACCCCGUACACAGGGAACAAGAAACAAAAGUCAAACGUCCACGAUCAGAUCGAGAAUGAUGCCUCUGUCGCUUCUUCGAAAGAUCCAGUCCUCUUCCCCAACAAUGAAACCGAUAUCCUGCCUGAUGAACCACUGUUUGGCCCGCAAUUGGCCCCCGUCGCUGAACGCCUCGUCGACAAACACAUGGAGAGCCAGAUGUUAAGAUUCCAAGACAAGAAGAACAAACCGACUCGCAGGGAAUACAUGUUCGCCUUGUCCUGCGUUCCCAUUGUCGGAAGGCAGUACAAUCGGAAUCCUGGUGCCUGGGCAAGGAAGGAAAGAGAAUUCUUGGACCGUCAACUUUCAGAGACUAAACGGGUUGGCCACGAGACCGCCAUGAAAUUGAAAAAGAUCGCUCCAGCGCCAGAAAAGCGGACCCCAACCGGUGGCGUACGGGCCCCACGACCGCGGCCAAGACGUACCCCCAAGUCCACUCCCAGACAACGAGUGUACGAUUCUUUCGAUGUCGCCACCUCUACACCAAAGCCUACUCGUGUUAUCGGAACCAAUCGCGAUGAUACAGACUACAGAUCUCUGCCUGACUACUGCCCUCCAGUCGAAACUCUUCGUGGAAACACAAAGGGCUUGAAGGCGGACUGGAAAGGCCAGAUGCUGGAUCUUAGUAAUGACCCAGACCGUCACCAACUUGACCCCGCAGAAGUGGGUCUGGCCGCCACCCUUCGCCUUUCCUGCGCUACCUAUCUAUGUAGCAAACGUCGCAUCUUUGAAGCACGCCUCAACGCCCUCCGCAUCGGUAAAGAAUUCCGCAAAACCGAUGCUCAGCAGGCUUGCAAAAUCGAUGUCAACAAAGCAAGCAAGUUGUGGACUGCCUACGAAAAGGUCGGCUGGUUCAAACCAGAGUACUUUCGACAGUAUCUGUGAUUCGCGCCACUUAAUUCCGUCUUUUCUACUUGAGUCGGUACCUAGGCCAGAGUGGGACAAUGAGAACUGAAAAUUGAAUUGAAUCGCUGAUUGAAUCUGUGAUAUCGCAUGGUUGUUAUUUUAUGAAACGGGAAUGGAACUCAUAUCUCCGCCAAGCCUGCUCCUUGCAUGAUGUGGGACUACUUUGACUACAUGUUUCCCCCCUCUCUUUUUUACGACUUGAAUGUUUUCCUAACGUUUUGUUUCGGAUCUCUUAUGCAUCAUGGGUUUUAAAGGUUCGAGUUUUCUGUUUUCAUUUCUCUAUUAUUGAUUUGGAUUUUCCCGUCCCUCUACUUAUCAAACACCCCCCGAACCGAGAUUAUCAUUUUGCUAUUGUUAUGCGGAGCAAGGUAUCAGCCGGCCUAUACUUUGUGUUUCAUGGUUCCACAUUGCAUUUGAUGAUAGUCUGGGGCAGGGCAAGUUACGACCUUAGCCCAUUUGUUUGGUUUAUUUGGCUUUUGCGUUCUUACGUUCUUACUUUGAUGAUUUGCCUUUCGUCAUCUUCGAUGGGGCGUAUUCUUUUGAUUCGCAUUUACGGGGAUUUUUUUUUUUUUUUUUUUUUUUUUUUUUUGCGAAGGAAACGGAUGUGGGGGCGGGGAGGGAAAUGUUAGUUCGGACACGCGAGGGCUUUUCAUAUUUUGGCAUGUGCAUGUGCAUUGCAUGCACUUUACCAUACGGCAUUCCUUAACUUCUUUCUUUGUUUCCUUCGCUAGGUACAUUGGAGUGGCGUUCUUCAUCAUGUUGGGCAUUUUGUUUUGUCUUUCUGUCUGGGAUUUCUUUCUAUCUUUCCUGUCUAGGUUGGUUGGUUGGGAACCGGAUGAACAUUCAGAAUGAUUACAGGCCCUCGGCUUUUCAUUUUCAAUUUUUUUUAUUAUUUUUUAUCAUGGCUUAGUGGCGACUGGCUUGGUUCAUAGCAUUUGAAAUACCCAAUACCCAAUAUGAAGUCUUUCCUUAACUAAUACCUUCUAUAUACAUUUCUUGCGUAGGUGCAACCCAGAAUAAUAAUCCCUCACACACCGCGUUGCAUUGGCUACUUCAGCCACCACCUACUCCAUGUCCAUGCUCUUCAUAUCAGUAGUCUUCACCGGUCUUCUCUUUGACACACUUUAUGAGGCAGCCUA